GCAGGGAGAAAGUGUUCGUUUAGAGAGCGAGAGUCCGGAGUAUAAGACGUGAUAGCGAGCCGCUCAAGAAAAUCAGUUUAUCGCGAGUGCAUCCAAAGACAACAGCCAGAAUGAAAACGCAGUUCAUCUUGAUAACUUGCUUAGCAAUAGCAAACCAAGCACUUUGUACUCAAGUAUAUGAAACACCGAGUGAAUCUUCGCAAGCACAAUGGCAACCGUGGAAGAGCCAAGACUCGAUUCAAGUCUCGAACGAAGGACAAGAGAAAUAUCAUCCUGUCACGUUCGACGCUACUGAUGCGCAACAGAAGGAAUCGCAACAAUCGUUGGUAUACAACGCGAAUAUUCAAUCAGGCGCCAGCGGAGUCGCCGAAGUUCUCAGUGAACAAUCGAUCGAAUCUGUAAUCGACAACAUUCUCGUAUCCAAUCGACAGGGUCGCAACCUCGACGGUUACGAAGAGAUCUAUUCCGAUCCUGAAGUAAAAAAUGCUCUUCAGCUAGGCAACGAUACCAUCGCGCGUACUUACAUCAGGGACAAACUCUGCUCUCUCGGUUUAAUGAACUGCGAUACGGAAGGACGACGUCCUUACUAUUCUCCGCAUCGCGAUAUUUACCCGCACGACGUCAUUUACGCUCAACCGGUGACAAUUAAACCGGUGGGUCGUCCACUUCCGGCUAUACCCGUCAAGCGACCUUACGGCCCCGCGAAACCCGUGUCGCUGCCUCCGAACUUCGGCUCUUCACUGGGACCUAACGUUUAUCCUGGACCAGGACCAACGUUCGGUAGACCACCACCCGGCUUCGUCGGACCUUACCCAGGAUAUAAGAAACCCGGUUUCCCUCCCCCAUUUGUGUCUAAACCUAUAUACGAGUCUGGCAUCGAUAUUGAAUCUGAUUUCGAGGACAAGUUUAUUGAUAAGAAACAGGUGGUCCUGCAUCAACCGGGCUCCUCGGCCGUUCAGCAACACGUUCACCAUCAUUAUCAUCACGGAGAUGCUAUAAACUCUGGCAUCGCGCCCAAUCCCGUUGCAAUCCCGUCGUCUCCUACACUCGUGGGUGGUAACGGACUCGGCAACUACGGUUACGGAAACGGCGGUACUUACGGCUCCACGUUCAACGAUUUCGAAGAUUACAAGAAAACGUUCAAGAUCAAAACGUCCAGCAACAGCGGUCCGUCCGUUUCCUCCGCGAAGGGCUACGCCGAUCGUUAUCCCGUUUACGAGAAGCCGAACGGCAAACAGUUCAGCGGUUCCAUUGGACAAUAUGGCUCGAAUAAUCAGUUCCCGGGUAAUUUCCCGGAUAACGGUAAUUAUCAGUUCAACAACGGCGCCGAUAACAACUAUGGUGCCACGUCCUAUGAUGAUUGCGUGUGCGUACCGUACGAUCAAUGCGCCACGAUCAAUCACGUGGGCCGUAAGGACGAUCUCUACCUGGCAAUUGAUCCACGCAAUCUUGACAAGGACAUCGAAGCCGAAACUGUCGAGGUAGUGGUCACCGAUGGAAACGGCACUAUGAGCGUCAUGCGAGUGUUUAAGGGAGCAAACGGGACCGAGCAGACGAAAAACGAGUGGGCGAAAGAAGCGGCCGAGACGGAAGUUACAAAGCGGAAUCGCAGAGAUGUCAAGAGCACUAUCAAGAAGGAUGACAAACAAGAAAUACAAGAAAGACUGACGGUGGACAGCAAUCUGGACACCGCGAAACUGAACGUGAAGCCGACCUGGGGCGUCAGUUUCGGCCUACCGCAGACCGGUGGUCCGAUCGCGCCCCACCCAGGUUAUCCUCUGGGAAUCCCGGGGUACACGCCAGGUUACGGGCCAAUUGGUGGACAAGGCAUAAAUCUAGGUCCGGUAUCCGUGAAUCCGCUCGUAGCGGUGCAAGUUACCAAAGACGAGUAUGGCGAGAAGGUCGUUAAGCCAUACGUAAAUCUUCACGUGACACCCAAUGCAGGACUUGUUCACAAACUGGGCCAUCUGCUGGCUUACAAGAAGUACGGCCUGUACGGCGGGCAUUACGGCGGACACGACGCGGCUUACGCUCCCUAUUAUCACACGCAUCACGAGAAACCGAUCUAUCAUUAUCCGUCGAGACCUCCGUUCUAUCCGUCGCACGGCGUUCAUCAUCACUACAACGAGCAGUAUCCGACGUAUCACAAGCCAUACUAUCACGGCGAAUAUUAUCCUUCCUACAAUAAAGACGAUAAUGACGAUUAUGAUGAUUACGAUUACGUGGAUGAUUACUAUAAGAAUGCUCACGCGAGAAACGCGAAAGAUAGACAGUCCUCGACGAAGGAUUCUUCGCGGGGAUCGGCCGAUGAACGACAAACGAGCGGGAAGAUUACCUUCUCAGAUAGAAGGAAACGCAGUGCGUUUAACGAAACGAUGUCGGAGAGACGAUACGGACGUCCGCCAGUUUGCGGUUCCAAUCACGUCUGCUGCGAGAAAUCGCACAUAAUAGGAGCACGCCCGCGACCCGGUCAAUGCGGAGUUAGGAACACACAAGGCAUCAAUGGCCGCAUCAAGACUCCGGUCUACGUCGAUGGAGAUUCUGAAUUCGGUGAAUACCCGUGGCAAGUUGCCAUCCUGAAAAAGGAUCCUACCGAAAGUGUCUAUGUCUGCGGUGGCACAUUGAUCUCGUCGCGUCACAUUAUCACCGCUGCUCAUUGCGUGAAGACUCACGCCGGUCGUGAUCUUCGUGCGCGAUUGGGCGAAUGGGAUGUGAAUCACGACGUCGAAUUCUAUCCCUACAUCGAACGCGACAUCGUCAGCGUAUUCGUGCAUCCUGAAUUUUAUGCCGGUACUCUCGCAAACGACAUCGCUAUUCUUAAACUAGACCACGACGUCGAUUUCGGAAAGAAUCCUCACAUUAGUGCCGCCUGCCUACCGGACAAACUUGACGAUUUUACAGGAACAAGAUGCUGGACCACCGGAUGGGGCAAGGACGCCUUCGGCGACUACGGCAAGUAUCAAAACAUACUGAAGGAGGUUGACGUACCUGUUGUCAGCAAUCACGUCUGCCAGCAGCAGAUGAGACGAACGCGGCUCGGACCCAGCUUCAAUCUGCAUCCGGGCUUCAUCUGCGCCGGCGGCGAAGAGGGCAAAGACGCCUGCAAAGGUGACGGAGGCGGUCCGAUGGUCUGUGAGCGUCACGGCCGCUGGCAAUUAGCCGGAGUCGUUUCCUGGGGCAUCGGCUGCGGCCAGGCCGGCGUACCCGGCGUUUACACGCGCGUUUCCCAUUAUCUCGACUAUAUCCGUCAGAUCGUAGACUAUUAGAAAAGAAAAAUCAAUCCGAUUAAUAAUGAGUCGUAUAUAUUUUCUAUCGUGUAUAAAAAAAUUUACGGAAUCUCUUGUCAAAUUUUGCGAAAUUAAGCAAUCUUUAUCAUGUGCAUAAAAUUCUAACAGUGAUUUUGACAAUUCGCCACAUUUUUAUUACAGCCGUAGAGAAAGAGAAAAGAAGAUAUAUAUUUAUAUACAUAUUAUAUUUAUAUUGAAAUGUGAAUUUUAUUUCUGAGUAAGCAAAUUUUAUUAAGAACGGCCAUUUUAUUAAGACAGAGAAAGAUAUAUAUAUAUAUAUAUAUAUAUAUAUAUAUAUAUAUAUAUAUAUAUUUAUUCGUUAUUCAAAUAACUUAUGUCUCUAUUCGUCUAGAUUAAGUAUUUUCUCCUAUUUAAAUAAAUGUCUAACUUAUUGUACAUAAUACAUAAGUCUAUAUAUAUAUAUAUAGAUUGCGUGUGUAAGUUAUAUUUUUGCCGAUUAACAAUACACGCACAUACAAUUUGCGAAAUAUGAUUCGAAUGUUCGGAUCGUCGAGUAAUGCAUUUUCUUUGCAAUGGCUUAUAUAUAUUUAUCUCAAUUUAAUAUAAAUAAACAACUCUUACUCAUA
Messenger RNA from Cataglyphis hispanica, 3874 nucleotides. RefSeq lists its product as uncharacterized. Lineage: Eukaryota; Metazoa; Arthropoda; Insecta; Hymenoptera; Formicidae. Gene Ontology annotation, biological process: proteolysis. The transcript has 8 exons. The record is from RefSeq and is a predicted model, not a curated record. Gene Ontology annotation, molecular function: serine-type endopeptidase activity. The coding region runs from base 111 to 3266 and encodes 1051 amino acids.